Molecule: messenger RNA, 186 nt
Organism: Penicillium malachiteum
Lineage: Eukaryota; Fungi; Ascomycota; Eurotiomycetes; Eurotiales; Aspergillaceae
Exons: 2
Coding region: 1-186 (61 amino acids)
Source: RefSeq, a predicted model, not a curated record
AUGUUAGUGGCAGAUAUUGAGGUUGAUGAUGAAGACUUGGACGAAGAAGAAUUGGAUGAAGAAGAGUGUGAAGACUAUUACUGGGGCGAAGAAGAGGUUGAUAAUGGUCAUGAAGAUCCUGUGAGCGAGACGAGUCAAGUCACAGAGAUGCAAUGUUGGGCAGGAUGUAAGAAGAAGAUCGACUGA